AUGGACCCAGAAUACAAGGCCCUGACCUCUGUUUUCUCGGCGCACAAAGGCUACAAAUCAUGGGCCGUGAAGCAGGUGGUAGCCCCGAAGAAGCUGAAAUACAAGAGCUUGACCAGAGACGAACAGGCGCUCUUCCCAUGGAUGGAUCAGCACAUCGACUAUUUGGAGCACUCUGUUGAUUUGAAUGCGCAGAUUCUGGAGCAGAUUGCCAUGACUGUGGCUCCAAUGUGGGGCGCAGAGCCAGACCCAGGCGUGUGGGCAGAGUGCUCAUCCCAGGACUUGGACAAAGUGCGCAGCAUACUAGUCCAGUUCGCGCGAGAGUGGUCUGCAGAUUGCGCUGAGGAGCGAGCUACAUCUUUUGGACGCAUUUUGCAGGAGUGCGAGAACUUGUUUCCAGAUGUCAUCAACAGACAGAACGUCGAGGUUCUUGUGCCAGGCUCAGGAUUGGGCAGACUGGUUGUGGAAUUUGUGCGAAGAGGAUUCCGCACCCAGGGAAACGAGUUUUCGUACCACAUGCUCACCAAUUCCAGUUUCAUAGUCAACCACUCGUUUUGCGAAAACAACUACGUCAUCUGUCCCUACCUGCAUAAAAGCUCCAACGUCAGUAAACGAACAGACCAGAUCCGCCAAGUAUACAUUCCUGAUUUUAAUCCGGGGGACAUUUCCUUUAUCAAUAAAGAAUAUCCUGAAAUACCGGUUGCCGACUUGAUGUCGAUGGUUGCAGGCUCAUUUGUAGACCUUUAUGGCCCGCCUGACAUGCCGCGGAUCAGCGACGUGUACACGAACGAUCCUCAGGCUGCUGAGUUUCGCCAGCAGAAUGCCAAGAAGUUCCAAGUGGUUGCAACAUGUUUUUUCCUCGACACUGCAUCGAACAUUGUCGAAUACUUGCGGACGAUGAGACCGUCACCAUGA
Molecule: messenger RNA, 912 nt
Organism: Ogataea haglerorum
Lineage: Eukaryota; Fungi; Ascomycota; Pichiomycetes; Pichiales; Pichiaceae
Exons: 2
Coding region: 1-912 (303 amino acids)
Molecular function (GO): S-adenosylmethionine-dependent methyltransferase activity
Source: RefSeq, a predicted model, not a curated record